GAUCCCAGGGAAAGUUUUAGCUCCAAUCCCGUGGAAAGGGAUCAGGAGCAAGUUGAGAAAGAUAUCUUGUUGCGUGAUUUGGUCCCACCAAGAGGGGGACAAGCAAGGGGGACCGUUAAUCCACCUUUUCAGAUAAAUGAGGAACAAUUGCAGUUGGCCGUUCAGGUAGCUCUUUUUAAAGCAUUUCGACUGGCAGGUGUGUCAUCGUCACAGUUUGUGCCACCACCGGUACCACCACCACCACCACCUCCAAAGACAAAUGAGUUAAAUGAUACUCUUUAUCACAUUGCAAAGUUUGUGAAAUUGAUGCCAACUCUGUUUGAGGGUGGCCCAGAUACGCUUGCUACGGAUAGUUUCAUGGAUAGGGUGGAUAAGCAUAUUAAUGCCAUGAAUUUGGCAACGAACAAGUUAAAGAUCACAUUGGCGACUUACAAUUUUAUUGGUGAUGCUGAGAUAUGGUGGAAGAUUGUUUCACACACGCAUGAUUUGUAUACUAUGACAUAUGAUACUUUUAAGAAACUGUAUUAUUAGAAGUACUUUCCGGCGUCUAAGCGGAGGGAACUAAAGAAGGAGUUUGAUGGGUUGAAGUAAGGAAACAUGACAGUUACAGAGUAUGAGAACAAGUUUAAAUCGCUUUUGAGGUUUACACCGGGGAUUGCUAAUGAUGAAGAAAGAAAGAUAGAGAAAUUUAUUGAUAACAUUGAUCUUACCAUUAGGCCAAUUGUAGCUGCUUCAGAACUAACAAAGUAUGCAAAAGUAGUGCGAAAAGCCUUAAUAGUUGAGGCUGAAAGUAGGGACAAUAAGGCUAUCAGGGAAUCCUAUAAGCACAACAGGGGUUUGAGUGCUUUUUCCGAGGGACAAUCAAGUAAGAAGCAGAAACAUGAGCAGUCAGGGUUCAGAGGACAGCAGUCAGUCAGAUCCACACCCACAACUUCAGUGUCCAUAGGGUCUUCUAGACCGAAUGUUACUUGUUUUAGAUGUGGACAGCCGGGACAUUACAAGUCCCAAUGCACUCAGGCUCAGGUAGCUCAAGUGAUUUGUUUUAAGUGUGGGCAGUCAGGGCAUCACAAGUCCCAGUGUACUCAGAUUCAGGUGGCGUCUGGUGGAUGUUUCGGGUGUGGCCAGCAGGGCCAUAGGGUGAAAGAUUGUCCACAGCGGGGCAGUGGUUUGGGCAGAGGUGGAGGUUCACAGCAGAAGCAGAUGCAAUCUACCACAGUUCAGUCAAGGUUUUGACCGCCACCACCACCUCAACGAUCUCAGCCAGCUAUGUCAGCCCAGAGUUCUUGACCUGGUAGGGGAGUUUCUUCAAGUACACCCACUCAGCAGUCUGGUUAUCAGGCAGGCGGUUCUUAGGGGCAGAGGACCCAGGGUCGCAUGUUUGCACUCACUCCAGCCGAGUCAUCAUCCAGUCCUUCAGUUGUCAGGGAUAUGUUUCUUGUGCCCCAUUCUUGGGCUCAUGUAUUAUUUGAUUCCGAUGCUUCUUAUUCAUUCAUUGCUUCAUCAUUUGCAUGGGCAUUGGGUUUGGAGGUCAGUCAGUUCGACAGACCGCUUUGUGUUGACAUGCCUAUCGGGGGUUCAGUUGCUCUUAGUAGAGUUUGUAGGAGUUGUUCCAUCACGAUUAUCGGACGUGUUCUUGAGUUCAAUCUCAUCCUUCUCGAGAUGACAGGAUUUGACGUCAUUCUUGGGAUGGACUGGUUGUCAUCCUUUAGAGCUGUUAUUGAUUGUUUCAAGAGCAGAGUUUCAGUGUGUACCCCAGAUGGGGAUUGUUUCUGUUUUGUGGGAGAUCAGUGCGAUCCUCUCACUCAUUCAUUUUAUGGUGUUAGGGGUCGGGAUCAGCAGACGUUCUUCUUGGCUAGCCUUUUUGCCGAUGAUGAUAUGGAGUUUUAUGGGGUUGAUUAUCUAGUGAUUGUGCGUGACUUUCUAGAUGUGUUUUCGGAGGACUUGACUGAGUUGCCUCCACACCGAAAGGUGGAAUUUGCUAUUGAUUUGAUGCCUGGUAUUGCGCCAAUCUCUAUGGCACCGUAUCGUAUGUCACCGUGGGGUGCACCAGUCUUGUUCGCUAAGAAAAAAUAUGGUUCUUUGAGGUUGUGCAUUGAUUACCGAAAGUUGAAUCAUGCCACUAUCAAGAACAAGUAUCAUUUAUCAAGAAUAGAUGAUUUGUUUGAUCAGUUGAGAGGAGCCAAUUGUUUUUCGAAGAUUGACUUGAGGUUAGGUUAUUAUCAGUUGCAAGUUAGAGAGGAGGAUAUUCCAAAAAUUGUUUUCCGUACGCGGUAUGGACAUUAUGAGUUUCUUGUCAUGCCUUUUGGUUUGAUUAACGCACCAGCGGCAUUUAUGGAUCUAAUGAACCAUGUCUUCUACGAUUACUUGGAUCAGUUUGUGGUAGUUUUGUGGAUGAUAUUUUUAUGUAUUCAUAGACCCGGAAGGAGCAUGAGGUCCAUUUGAGUAUAGUGUUGCAGAUUCUACGGGAGCACCGUUUGUAUGCCAAGUAUGAAAAGUGUGAGUUUUGGCUACAAGAGGUGAAAUUUUUGGGACAUGUUGUCUCAGAAGGUGGGGUUUCAGUUGAUCCUUCAAAGAUAGAGGCGGUUUUGAAUUGGGAGCAACCCAAGAAUGUCUUUGAGAUCCGGAGUUUCCUUGGCCUAACAGGUUAUUAUCGGAGAUUUGUGAAGGAUUUUUCCCGUUUGGCAGCUCCUAUGACCAUAUUGACCCGAAAGGGGAUCAAGUUUGCAUGGAAUGAGGCCUGUGAGUUAUCCUUUCAAAAGUUGAAAACAAGGUUAACUACGGCCCCAGUAUUGGUGAUACCCGAGCAUGGUUUGGGUUAUAUGAUCUAUUGUGACACCUCAAGUGAUGAUUUGGGUUGUGUACUGAUGCAGGAUGGUAGAGUAGUGGCUUAUGGGUCUUGACAGUUGAAGACUCGCGAGCUUAACUACCCUACUCAUGACUUGGAGUUAGAGGCAGUCGUGUUUACUUUGAAGUGUUGGAGACAUUAUUUGUAUGGUGAGAGAUUUGAGGUAUUUUUGGACCACAAGAGUCUCAAGUACCUUUUCUCCCAAAAAGACCUGAACAAUAGACAAAGGCGAUGGGUUGAGUUUUUGGAAGACUACAACUUUGAUUUGCAGCAUCAUCCGGGUAAGGCAAAUGUAGUAGCCGAUGCUUUAAGCCGGAACUCUCGUGGAACUCUGGCUAGUUUAGUCAUUCGGAAGUGGAAGAUGCUUGAAGAUUUGGCUGAAAUGGGAUUGUAUUGCUUUGAUGAUGAUGAUAAUGGCAAUAAGUCAGCAUUCUUGUUUAGUCUCGUGGCUCAGCCCACUCUUGUCAGACGGGUGAUUGAGUCACAGAGACAGGAUUCGGAUUUAGAUGCCAUUCACACUUUGAUCUCCAGUGGCAAGACCGAGAAGGAUUGGGCCUUACAUGCAGAUGGAGGUCUACGAUUUAGGGGUUUGUUGGUUGUUCCUAAAUUUGUCGUGAGGACGUCUAACGAGAGUUCAUACUUCCCGCUUUGCAGUUCAUCCGGGUGGUACCAAAAUGUAUCACAAUCUAAAACAUCAAUAUUGGUGGAAUGGAAUGAAGAAGGACGUUGCACAGUUUGUAGCUAAGUGAAGACCUGUCAGCAGGUGAAAGCCGAGCACCAAAGACCAGCUGGUUUAUUACAGCCAUUGCUGGUAGUGCAGUGGAAAGGGAGGAGAUUGCAAUGGAUUUUGUGACAAGUCUUCCUAGGUCACGAAGGGGAAAUGAAGCCGUAUGGGUCAUUAUUGAUAGAUUGACUAAGACGGCUCACUUCUUGCCUAUUAAGGCAACAGAUGACGUAGAGGCACUUGGUGUACUUUAUGUGAAAGAGAUUGUGAGAUUACAUGGAGUUCCAGUGGCUAUUGUGUCGAAUAGGGAUGCCAAGUUCACCUCGAAGCUCUGGGAAGGACUUCAAGUAGUGUUUGGCUCAGCGUUGCACCUUAGUACAGCAUUCCAUCCACAGACGGAUGGCCAGUCGGAGCAUACCAUCCAGAUCUUGGAGGUUAUGCUUCGUGCUUGUGUACUUGACUUGGGUGGUAGUUAGGAGGAUCACAUUCCACUUAUUGAGUUUGCUUAUAACAACAGUUAUCAGGUAAGUAUUCAGAUGGCUCCAUUUGAGGCAUUGUAUGGCAGACCUUGUAAGUCUCCUGUUUAUUGGACUGAGGUGGGCGAGACAGCCGCCUUAGGACCCGACAUUGUACUCGAGACUACUGAGAAGAUUAAGUUGAUCAGGCAGAGAUUACUUAUAGCUCAGAGCCAACAGAAGAGUUAUGCAGAUAGGAGGAAACGAUCGCUAUCUUUUGAGGUGGGAGACUACGUUUUUUUUCGGGUUUCUCUACAGAAAAGGUUGAUGAGGAUCGGGAAGAGUGGCAAGUUGUCGCCACAAUUCAUUGGACCUUUUGAGAUCUUGGACCGUAUAGGAGAGGUUACCUACAGACUUGUUUUGCCACCGCAGAUGGACAGGGUCCAUAAUGUCUUUCACGUAUCGAUACUACGGAAGUACGAGCCGGAUCCGUCUCACAUUUUAAGUUGGGUUGAUAUGGACAUUGAUGAAGAUGUUUCCUACGAGGAGGGACCAAUUCAGAUCCUUAACACACAGCAUAAAGUGUUGAGGAAAAAGACGAUACCAUUGGUAAAGGUUCUUUGGAGGCAUUACGGAGUUGAGAAAGCAACUUGGGAGCUCGAACAAGAGGUUCGUUUCAAGUAUCCAAAAUUGUUUUCUUUCUCAGAACUUUGUAAAGCAAAAUCGGAGAGCUCGUCGAGGCCUUCAAUUUGAUAGGAGCCAAACAUCAUUUGGCCAAGCCUAGGGAUUCCAAAAUUAGGGCUUGGAUUUGGGGAUUUUGGAGGUUUUCACUUCUAUUGAGGACACGGAAAAGAGGUGGCGGACAACGAUCCACCACAGGUUUAGACAAGCUUGGAGACUCAUUUUAUUUUGUUAUCUUUUGUAUUAGAACUCUAAUAUUUUGUAAAUGUAAUCUUAACUAUUUUGAGAAACUUUAGUUUAAUUGGUACAAUGUUGUAAGUUAUUGACUUUUAAAUUCUAGCUAUAUUUUAUGGACUGUAACUUGACGUAA
This is a messenger RNA of Cornus florida, 5075 nucleotides long. RefSeq lists its product as uncharacterized. The record is from RefSeq and is a predicted model, not a curated record. Bases 1375 to 2442 code for a protein of 355 amino acids. The transcript has 3 exons. Lineage: Eukaryota; Viridiplantae; Streptophyta; Magnoliopsida; Cornales; Cornaceae.